This is a messenger RNA of Ailuropoda melanoleuca (giant panda), 4872 nucleotides long. RefSeq names its product ArfGAP with dual PH domains 2 (gene ADAP2). The transcript has 10 exons. Gene Ontology annotation, molecular function: phosphatidylinositol-3,4,5-trisphosphate binding; phosphatidylinositol bisphosphate binding; GTPase activator activity. Gene Ontology annotation, cellular component: intracellular membrane-bounded organelle; cytoplasm; plasma membrane. Gene Ontology annotation, biological process: positive regulation of GTPase activity; heart development. Lineage: Eukaryota; Metazoa; Chordata; Mammalia; Carnivora; Ursidae. The record is from RefSeq and is a predicted model, not a curated record. The coding region runs from base 508 to 1815 and encodes 435 amino acids.
CUGGACCCGGGCGUGACCCUUCUGACACCUUCUCACUCAGGCCCCCGCGCACCCAGACCGCGAAUGUCCGUCUCGCGCCCUCGACCGCGCUCUCCACAGCGGCUCUCCACAGCUCACCCGAACCCAGGCCCCCUGACCUCCCCACUCUGGACCCGAACCCUUCCGUAUCCUUGGACCCCGUCACUAGACCCCGGACGCAGAUGCCUUGACCAUCUGGUUCGCCUGCCCCUCCAGACACCCCACCCACCCGGACCUCGGUCCCUGACUUCUUCACUCCGGACGCAGCCACCUCCCACCCCCACGGACCCAAACAUCCCCCACACCGAGGGGUCCCAGAGCCCGGGCCACUGAAGAUCCAGUGCUCCCUUCCCAGAUCCCGACUGGGCCUCCUACAAGCUGGGCAUUUUCAUCUGUUUGAACUGCUCCGGCGUCCACCGCAACUUUCCAGACAUCAGCAAAAUUAAAUCCGUGAGACUGGACUUCUGGGACGACAGUACUGUGGAGUUUAUGACCCACAAUGGGAACCUCCGUGUGAAGGCCAAGUAUGAAGCCAGAGUCCCUGCUUUCUACUAUGUCCCCCAGGCCAACGACUGCCUGGUGUUAAAGGAACAGUGGAUUCGAGCUAAGUAUGAAAGACAGGAAUUUAUGGCCGAUGGGAAAACCAUCUCACUCCCAGGUAACCGAGAAGGGUUGCUGUGGAAACGGGGAAGGGACAAUGCACAGUUCCUGAGAAGGAAGUUUGUCCUCCUGGCAAAAGAAGGCCUUCUGAAGUACUACACUAAAGAGGAGGGUAAAGGCCCCAAAGCUGUCAUCAGCAUCAAGGACUUGAACGCCACCUUCGAGACAGAGAAGAUAGGGAACCCCCACGGGCUGCAGAUCACCUACAGGAGAGAGGGCCACGUCAGGAACCUGUUCGUGUACCACGAGAGUGGGAAGGAGAUAGUGGACUGGUUCAAUGCCCUCCGUGCAGCCCGUCUGCAAUACCUAAAAACAGCCUUUCCUGAGCUCCCAGAGUCUGAGCUCGUGCCCCUCAUCACCAGGAAGUACCUCAAACAAGGCUUCAUGGAAAAGACUGGUCCAAAGCAGAGAGAACCUUUCAAGAAAAGGUGGUUUGCCCUGGACCCCCAGGAGCGGAGGCUGCUAUAUUACAAGAACCCGCUGGAUGCCUUUGAACAGGGCCAGGUUUUUCUUGGGAGCAAAGAGCAGGGGUACGGAGUGUCUGAAGACCUGCCCAAGGGCAUCCGAGGGAACCGCUGGAAAGCUGGCCUCACCAUCGUCACGCCUGAGCGGAGAUUUGUCUUCACCUGCCCCAGCGAGAAGGAGCAGCGGGAAUGGCUGGAGAGUUUCCAGGAUGUCCUCUCCCGCCCCUUGACACCCCUCAACGUCCUCCGUAAGAUGGGCAGCCUGGGCUUUGUUCUUUCGGCCAAGGGCAGAAGGCAGCCAGGGGCCUCGCAGAGUUCAGCUGGGAGCCCUGGAACCGAGGUCAUGGCUCCUGACUGUGCUUUUAGCAUUUUCUUCUCUUCCUGCCAAAGAAAAGUACAGACAGUGCACAUUGUUGCCAGGAAGCCCUCUCUGUCCGUGCACAGUUCUUCUGUGGGGAGCUCUACCCCGUUAACUCCCCGCCCCCCACCUGUCCCUCUCCGCGUGAGAAACCCUGGCCUGUUAUUAUUAGCUACGGUCACUCGCACUGGGCAACUCCUGGGGUCAUGGGUUCCUCUCCACUCAUUGAGGGAAGGCUAUUUUUGGUGCCCUUCUCUUCUCUGCGUCCUCCCUUCUGUCUGCUUCUCUCCUGCUCCUCCCCUUCACCCCAGAUGAGUUACAAGUAGGUUUCUGUCUGCUGAGAGCCCUGUUAAAAAUGGGAAGACAUUCUGAGCUGGGGCAGGAAACUUCUGGCCCAGGGCCUGGUUUGGGGGCACCAGGAAGAAGGUCUGUGUUGGAAAAAGGACAGAUCAAGGAGAUGACCCCACACGGCCCCUUAGGAGAAACUCUUGUGCCCUUUGAGUCAGGCCAGUAUAAACCCACACUGUUUUCACUUUCCAAAAUUUUAAAGCCAAAGAGCCUGAGGACCAGACUUGGAAGUUGUUAGGGAGCCCAUCAGCUGGUGCUUUCUCUUCCCUGCAGGCCUGCUUGUCUGACUCUCUGUUUCUUUGUGUCUCACUCUCUACUCUGGUGUGUGUCCCCUCUGUCUCUCGCCCCUUUGGUUGUUUUUUUAAUUCUGGUUCUCUGUCAUUGUGCCCCUGUCCCCUUGCUGUCCCUUCUCUCCAGUAGGACUACACUGGCACGGUUAUCACCUCAGCUCUCUUCUUGCUCCCCUGGCAGCAGAAUCAUCGGAGAGAGGCCACAGCAGCAGGUGACCACUGGCCGAGGAGCUGGCCACUGGUCACCCGGAGCUCAUGGUAGGAAGGACAAGUUCUCACCUCGGCCUUGGUUGCCCCACAGGAGUGCCCCACCGUCAGCAGCCAUGGCUGGUCCAUGAAUUCUGCCAAGACUGAAGCUUUGGCCUUUACCUGCUGGCUCCCUGGGCAUUCCCACUGCCUGGCCCCGGGGUGUCUUGGGGGUCAGGACAUGUCCUCAAGGCCCCGGACCUCUGAAAUGAAGGCACCGCCAUGACGAGCCACCCACCGUGUCAUGCAAGUGGCAUGUUUGCUCAAAGAGAAAACAAGUUGAUUCUGGCACUAACCAUAAGGAAGUCGUCCGACAAAUCCACGUGAGGGACAUUCUAUAAAACAGCUGGCCUGGACUCUUCCAAAGUGUCAGUAUCAUGAAGGAUAAAGUAGUGAGGAAACUGUUCUAGGUCAAAGAAGACUAAGGAGGCAACAAAACACAAUUCACAAGUCUUGCUUGGAUCCUGGAUUUUUAUGCUUUUUUUUUUUUUAAGAUUUUUAUUUUUGAGUAAUCUCUACACCCAACAUGGGGCUCAAACUCACGACCCUGAGAUCAAGAGUCGCACACUCCACCGACUGAGCCCGCCAGGCGCCCCCUGCAUCCUGGAUUUUUAAAAAGCAGCUAUAAAGGACAUAAUACCUGGGGAAGUUUGAAUAUGGAUGUAUGUUAGCUAAUCGUGUUGUGAGACUGAUAAUUAUGUUGUAUUUGUGUAGGAGAUUGCCUUGUUCUUGGUGGAUAUGUCCUGAAGUGUUCAGGGGUAAAACGUCAUAAUUUUUAGUCUAUGACUGACUCUUAAAUGGGUCAACAAAGAAUAAGUGUCUGUGUACAUGUAUAUAGAGAGAGUAUAUACAUAUCUAUAGUGUGUGUGUGUGUAUAUGGAAGACAGGAAGUAUACACACACACAUAUACAGGGAGAGAGAGAGAGAAAGCGAGCCUCUGUGCAAAAUAUUAGCAACUGAGGAAUCUAGAUGAAGUAUAGAUGGGUCUUUGUUGUCCUAUUGGUGCAAAUUUUCUAGCGACUCAAACGUGUCCAGAUUAAACACUUGGAAGCUGGGGGAAAUUUUUAAAGAAACACCCACUGCCACUCUUCAAAAGCAGUGUGUUUUCUACAUGAAUCAAAACCGUUCCUGGGAAAGUCUCGUCUUUGUGCCCAUUUUAGAAGAAAUGAAAACCCAGAGAACACACACACACAAAAACAAACACCAGGGUCCAGUUUGAUUAUCGUCCUAUUCGGAAGCAAAGAAGCAAGCCAAGGAGGCCAGUGCCCUGGACCCCAGGGCAGAGAGCUCUCCAGUGUGCGAGCCAGCUCCAGCCUUGCCGCCGACUUGAAAUGGUCAGAAACCUCACUUUCCCACCUGCGUGCCUUGGUUUUUCUCUUUCAAAUGAGGAAGGUGUACUAACUACUGAAAUUCCAUGGACACAACACAUAGUUUAGAGCCUCUCCCAGGCGCCAGGCUCUGUGCCAAGCCCUGGGAAUAGGGCGGGAACCAGAUGGUCCCUGCUGUCACAGAUGACAGGCUGCUGUAAGGUGACUCUUCCAUGGGGUGGGACAAUGCCAUGAGUGCUCAGAAAAGGAAGUGCAGCCCGCUGUGGGAGCCUGCAACACGGGGUUUCCCCUCACUGGGGGAGGGGGGCGGGGGGGGGGACUCUGUCCUCUCCAGAAAGUGAUGUUGCAGUUGAAACCUUGGAGAUAUUUACAGGUUAGUCACUGGGAAGAUGGUGAGGAAAACACUUGUCUAAGGGAAGAUGUUCAAAGGCCCUUAGAUGGGAAAGAGGAACUGAAAAAUCUGGAAUGGCUGAAGUGUUAGAGAAAUAGAUCACCGAGGUCCCUGCUCUGUGAUUCUUCGUCCUUCAGGUCACGAGCAGAACGACAUUUGGUGCGCUCUUCAUUUUGGUGGAGUCCGACCGCGUUGGGUGGGUGUUUAGUAGAGUCUCUGCUUCUUAUGGGGUUUUCCUACGGAUCCCCCAGAGGACAAGCAACAUUAUUGGAGUGUCUUUCCGGAGGCUUCCUGACACCCCAGAUGGAGAUGGGGGUGCUUCCUCUUCUGGCCCCUUAAGCACCUUGAAAAUGUCUGUUUCAACACCUGCUGGGUUGUAUAUUAAGGGUCAGUUUACUCAUCUGCCUUUUUCACUACCCAUGAGCUCGGUCUAGAGAGGAAGAAAGAAGUAAGCAGGCAAUCGCAAAGCUACUUGGCCUGAAGAAGCAAAGUCCGUGAUCAGAUUUGAAACUUAGGAGAACAAUGCAGCAACAUAGAGUGUGGGAAGGAAGUAGAGAGACCAACUGGGAGGCCAUGGCAUAAAUCACAAACACCACAGUCGUGUAAUUGUGGGCCUGUGUCUGAGGCAGCACACCAGCUCUCCUUCCCACCUCUUCCUUCUUAAACAUCCUUCUUCUGUUCAGAAAAGCAAGCCAUACCUCUUACCCACCUUAAACCUUACAUCGCUCCAAGGCAAUGAAAAUCAUUGGGACGCCAAAUAAAGAGACAG